GACCUCGUGCACUGUUCUCUGACGUCAUCGGCGCGCGCCCGAGUGGCCCGACGCUGGUGGCUGAGUGAAAACAUCGAUCCGCGUUUGGAGAUUUUACCUUUGGAAAAACCAUGAGCACAGAGGCGACCGAGAAACCAGGUGAGGAGGGAGGGACCACUGUCGGAGGUGCUGGAAGUGGAGGGACACGUUUCGACCUGGAUAAGGAGACUGAGCUCCGCUUUGAGGUGGAGGCUGGAGAGCGGGUCCAGCUGGAGCUCUUGAACGGCAUGGCUGAGGUUUUCGGCUCAGAACUGAAUAGAAACAAGAAGUACACUUUUGGGCCAGGCUCUAAGAUCGCCGUGUUCACCUGGCAGGGCUGCAGUCUGUCGCUCUCAGGAAAAACUGAGGUGGCGUAUGUCUCCAAAGACACACCUAUGCUGUUGUACCUGAACACACAUGCUGCCCUGGAGCAAAUGAGACGACAAGCUGAGAGAGACAAUGAGAGGGGACCACGGGUCAUGGUGGUCGGUCCAACAGAUGUAGGGAAGUCCACAGUGUGUCGGCUGUUGUUAAACUACGCUGUGAGGCUGGGCAGGAGGCCCACGCUGGUGGAGUUGGAUGUUGGCCAAAGCAGUGUGUCUGUUCCUGGGACUAUGUCAGCGCUGUGCAUUGAGCGUCCAGCAGAUGUAGAGGAAGGCUUUUCUGUGCAGGCCCCCCUUGUCUUCCACUUUGGCUCCACCACACCAGGGACCAACAUCAAACUCUAUAACAAGUUGACAUCAUGUCUGGCCGAGGUGUUCUCCCAGCGCUGUGAGGUGAAUCGCAGGGCAAGUGUAGGAGGUUGCAUCAUCAACACCUGUGGCUGGGUGAAGGGCUCUGGCUACCAGGCAUUGGUCCACUGCGCUUCGGCCUUCCAGGUGGACGUGGUUCUGGUGUUAGAUCAGGAGCGCCUGUACAACGAGCUCAAACGUGAUCUGCCACACUUUGUCCGUGUCGUCCUCCUCCCCAAAUCCGGCGGCGUGGUAGAGCGUUCCAAGGACUGCAGGCGAGAGACACGCGACGAGAAGAUCCGUGAAUAUUUCUAUGGCUUCCGUGGGGUCUCCUUCUACCCACAUGCCUUCGAUGUGCGCUUUUCAGACGUACGUAUUUACAAGAUUGGGGCACCCUCCAUCCCGGACUCAUGCCUGCCGUUGGGCAUGUCCCAGGAUGACACCCAGCUGAAGCUAGUGCCAGUGAGCCCUGGCCGGGACUUGACCCAUCACGUGCUCAGCGUCAGCUGUGUGGAGGAUGAGGUGGAAGGAGGCCCGGGCCGCAGUAGGGGUAUUCUGGAGAGCCCAGUGUGUGGGUUCAUCGUGGUUACAGCUGUGGACACUCAGGCGCAAGUGAUGACUGUGCUGUCGCCCGCUCCAAGGCCGCUGCCACGGCACACUCUGCUCAUCAUGGACAUUCGCUUCAUUGACCUCAAAUAGAAGACUGACAAGAAGGGAGGGAUUACUUAGGGGAGGACAGUUGUGCUGGGUCCACAGGAGGUCAAAUAAUCUGUUCAGAGCUUUUGGGACUUCUGUUUUGUUCUCCAAAGGAGUUUUUUAUUUUAAACUUAUUUUGAUAGAGAAACUUUUAUUACAACAAUGUGAUAUUUAUGAAAGCCUGUAUCCGCCACUGGAAAAAAUCUGUAGCCAUUUAGUUGUAAUUUUGAUUUGCUGUCUCAUAAGCAUCUCAUAAUUAUGAAUCAUAUCAGUACUUACUGUGACGUAAUUAUAACUUACAAUCUCAAUUAUGUAUUAUUGUCUCAUGGCUUAGUAUGUCAUAAUAAUGCGAUUCAAACUCAUAAUUAUGACUUAAUAUCUCAUAACUAUGACAGCAUUUUAUUAUAAUGAUGUCAUAAUUAUUACUCGGAAUCUUGUAAUUACGACUGACUUUCUCAUAAUUUACAUUGUCACAGUUUCUCAUAAUUAUGAGAAGCUUUCUCAUUAUUAUGAGAUACUUAUUAGAAGGUUUUCCAUAAUUAUGACUUAGUAUCUCAUAAUUAUGACAUGGCGUCUAAUUAUCGUGACUUGCUAUCUCGUAAUAAUGACAUUCUGUCUCAUAAUUAUGGAAAACUUUCUCAUUAUUAUGACUUACUAAAUGGCUAUCUAUUUUUCACGGGAUUCCAUAGAUUUUUGCAUCUUUUGUGUUAAAAUAAACACUGUUAUGAAUUUAUAAUAAA
Molecule: messenger RNA, 2185 nt
Organism: Colossoma macropomum (tambaqui)
Lineage: Eukaryota; Metazoa; Chordata; Actinopteri; Characiformes; Serrasalmidae
Gene: clp1
Product: cleavage factor polyribonucleotide kinase subunit 1
Biological process (GO): tRNA splicing, via endonucleolytic cleavage and ligation
Cellular component (GO): mRNA cleavage factor complex; nucleus
Molecular function (GO): polynucleotide 5'-hydroxyl-kinase activity
Source: RefSeq, a predicted model, not a curated record